Molecule: messenger RNA, 3666 nt
Organism: Geodia barretti
Lineage: Eukaryota; Metazoa; Porifera; Demospongiae; Tetractinellida; Geodiidae
Source: the annotation of a GenBank genome assembly
GCAACAUUUUCGCUCUGCCCUGCCCGUGUGCUGUCUGCUCGGAGGGAGGAUGGUGCUUGGUCUGUGGAGCGCGGGUCGCGAGUACGCCGUCCAGGACCUGGUCAUCUUUGCUCUGACGGCAGUAGUUGGACUUGUAGUUAUUCUCGUCUUCUUCUGGUUCUGGGGCGGCGACUCUGGUCGGUCGGCUAAAGUCAAGGCAGGGGAAGCCAAGCAACCUGCCAGGUGGAACCAACCUCCAGCAGACGAACAACUGGGUGAUCUGGGGGAGCUGCAGAAGGCAGGGAGUCUCCACGAGUACCUCCUGGAGCUCCAUGACCACGGUCGCUGUCCUGUCUCCUCGUUCUGGUGGGGGAAGGAACAGGUCGUCAGUGUCUGCAGUCCGCAGGCUUUCAAAGACACCGUCAAGUUGACUGACAGGGCAGUCCAGCUCCAGAUAGCCUUUGCACCACUGAUUGGGCUGGAGAGUAUCCAGUACUCCAAGGGAGAGGACUGGGAGGGUCGGAGACGAUGUCUCUAUCCUGUCUUCAAGGGAGAGACUCUCGAGUCGUACUUUCCACACUUUGUCCAUAUCGCUCAGGAGGUGGAGAAGGAGUGGUCGUCUCUGGAGUCAGGGGAGAGGGUACCCCUACUGAAGACCGCCUUCUCCAUGACCAUCAAGGGAAUCACCAGGUGCAUCUUUGACGAUUCUUUUGAGGACAAGCUACUGGUGGAGAAGGUGUCCACUGCCUACAAGAGCGCCUGGGGAGAAAUGGAGACUCGUAUCAAGGAAGGGUCCAGUCCCCCAGAGGGGAGCGACAGAGAUGUGGAGUUUCAGAAGAACAGAGGCUAUCUGAGAGAUGUUGUCAAGGGAGUCAUCAGUCGUCGCCGGGAGGGGCUGGGCGGAGAACACGUCCCCUUCAUUGACAACCUCCUGCAAUCUGGAGUCCCUGACGAUCAGGUUGUGAGCGAUGCGAUUGCGUUUAUGAUUGGAGGGUUUCACACGAGUGGCAACUUCAUCGUGUGGAUGAUGUGGUACCUGGCCACCCAUCCAGAGGUUCAGGAACAACUGAGGGAGGAACUGGAGAGAGAGACAGGUGGAGAGAGGGGCGAUCGUCUCAGGAAAUAUGCCUCAGCCGUCUCAACCAAUUACACCACCUACUUCCGCCAGGUGCAAGAUGAGACUCUAAGACUCAGCACGCUGGCACCCUGGGCUGUCCGAGAGUCACCUGAUGACAUCAUUAUUGACGGUCACCUCGUUCCAGGGGGGACCCCCAUCAUCCAGGCCCUGGGUGUGGGUCUUCGUAACACCACCACUUGGAAGGAGGGAGAACUGGAGGAGUUCAACCCGGACAGAUUUGCGGUCCACGCGGAGCAGCCAGAAGAGGUCUGGAGUUCUGUCCAUUUGGGACUCCCAGUCGCCGCAAGUGCCCUGGCUACAUCUUCUCCCACUUUGAGACCACUGUCAUCCUUGCCGUUCUCCUGUUCCGGUUCCAGCUGGUCGCCGUUCCAGACCAGGUGGUGGAACGGGAUCACGGACUGGUGACCAUGCCAGCUAAAGAGCUCUACGUCUUGGUCAAGGAGCGUUGAUUGUAGUAAUGUACUGGUGACAAGCAAUCCUUAGGUUUAGCUAUAUAUAACUACAGCCAAGUGUAGAUUGUAUAUACCCACUUUUUGCAAUAGCUGUGAUUAGCCUGCCUUGCAUAGGAGGUGCCCCGAACUUUGUUGCUAAAAAAGACUGUCAGUUGCUAAAAUUUCUGUAAUAGUUGCUGCACAUUGAUCAUGAUCCAUUAUAGUUGCUGCACAUUAAAAUUUGGAGAUGCACUCUGAUCUAUUAAAAAUCUGCUGGAGGGAGUGAUGUGAUGCUGUCUGAAGUCAGCCAGGGGGACAGUCAUUCACUAAACUGCCACUCCUGGCGACACAUUGGGCACUGCUGCUGCAUCUGCUGAGCCUCCAGCCACUUCUGUAUGCAGUGGAGGUGGAAACUGUGCCUGCACUGCCCCGACACGAGCGCGCAGUCGUCUCCGGGGAACUUGCAGUCGGGACAGCAGCCCUCGAACGGCAGUCUGCAGAUGCCGCAUUCCGUCUCGUCGUUGGGAGUGAUCCAUUUCCACACGGCCACCGCCCACCACUUCUUGAACUUCACUCUAAACUGGGGAGGAGAGGAGGCCGAGGAAGUUGACUCCGUCGCGGGGUCUGGGGUGGCCAUGCUGCAAUCUCCGUAAUCUGUCGUGGCGUUUUCCGGAUUCUGUGGAAGGAGAGGCUGCGUGCGCAUGCUCAGAAGUGUGUACGUGCAGAGCAAAGCUUUGUCGAAGAACAGUGAAGUCACAAGGAGCGUUGAGCGUGUUAACUUUGGUCAUCUAGUAGUGCAGCUACAUAGAAGAGUCCAGGUUGCUGUAAACCCAAGACAGUUGCUGAUCUCACCGCAGUACGUCCGUGAGACUGUGUUAGCGAUGCAUCGUCCACUUCGCAGCACCGACGACAGGUAUAAAGAGAAAGGAGAGAUGUUGAGACAAAGUGGUGGGUUGGUGAAGGAAGAUGUGGAGAGAGGAGGGAGCGUGGAGGGAGGUGUGGUGGGGGAGGAGGGAAGGAGGGAGAUAGGGGACUCAGUGAGAGACUCCCAGGCCUCAGCUCCCAGCGAGUUUGACAUCAGCUCAACUGAAGUGGAACAGGCUCUAAGAACUCAAGAGUUUGAUCUGAGUGGUAGUGGUGAGGAGGGAGUUGUCUCGUUGGGUGACCAUCACUUCAAUGGCCCCGAACACACUGACACCAGAUUGUUACCAGAACCAUCAGAGUGGUGGACCGACCAACCUGACAAACCAGUUAGUAUCCGGUAUGACACGUCUCCGGCGACGUCUGAAGUCCCUGAGACGGUGUUGCAGCUGUUCCAACGAACGGUUGCCAGCCAUGGGGACCACUAUGCCACUGGAGUGAAGAGACAGGGGGAAUGGAGGAUGGCCACUUACCAGCAGUACUUUGAACAGUGCUGUACUGCUGCCAAGGCCUUUAUUGAGCUUGGUGUGGAUCCGUUCCACGGGUCUGUAUCUGGGAUUCAAUGCUCCAGAGUGGCACAUCUCCUGUCUGGGGUCCAUUCUGGCAUGUGGAGUAUCGGUGGGGUUGUAUCUGACCAGCAGUGCCGAGACGUGCUCCACCAUAGCCUCCGACUGCAAGGCUCAGGUCAUUAUUGUCGAAAACGACUCACAGCUGCAGAAGAUCCUGGAGGUCAGAAGCAAGCUGCCUCAUCUGAAGGCCAUAGUUCAAUACUCUAAGAGACUGACAGACUGUAAGGCGGAUGGUGUUUCCAUAUUUGAGUGGAGACACUUUCUGCAGCUGGGGAGAGGAGUGAGUGAAGAGGUGCUGAAGAAGAGGACGGACAUGUUGGCUCCCAACAAAUGCUGCUCCAUCAUCUACACUUCUGGAACCACUGGCAAACCCAAAGGAGUUAUGUUGAGUCACGACAACUUAACCUGGAUGUGCCACAGGAUCCUAGAGGAGAGCACGUUCAACACGGGAUCAGAGCACAUCAUUUCCUACCUCCCCCUCAGCCACAUCGCCACGCAACUCGUCGACGUCUUCACAAUCAUGGCCUGCGCAGGCACCUGCUGGUUUGCCCAGCCCGAUGCCUUCAAAGGGUCCCUGCUGCAGACAAUGAAGGAAAUUAGACCCACCAUCUUUUUCGGGGUGCCCAGG